This is a messenger RNA of Endocarpon pusillum Z07020, 1101 nucleotides long. RefSeq lists its product as uncharacterized. Bases 1 to 1101 code for a protein of 366 amino acids. The transcript is spliced from 3 exons. NCBI's taxonomy places the organism in Eukaryota, Fungi, Ascomycota, Eurotiomycetes, Verrucariales, Verrucariaceae. The record is from RefSeq and is a predicted model, not a curated record.
AUGGCGGUCGUCCUCUUGUAUAUAUUGUCCCACCUCCUGUCCUUCCUGUCUAUUCUUUCCUUCCCUCAUUUUGCUAUGACUGCCCCAGUAGACCCUCGACAAUCGCAACCACCAAACAACACAGUUGGUGAUGGAGCGGAUGGAGGUGUUCCUGCAUCUGCGAUCCAGCAGAGUACAUCUGAGCUGCCAGUCUAUGUACGCGAUUACGCACCACUCGUGUGGCUCUCAGGCUCGGAGCGGUACAUGCCGUCCGACAUCGCAAGCCAAGUUGCCAACACCAUCCCAAAGAUCAAUGGCGCCCCCGUUGCCCAAGCCCCGUCUCCACUGACCUUGAAUAAUCUGGAUCAACUCAAUGCGCAAGGUGGUAAGGACAUCUGGCUAACUUCGCGGGAAGGCAUCCCAGCGUAUCCCAAAUGGUUCGAAGGGGUGACCCCAGAUGGGAACCGAAAGACCAAUGGUGCCACUACUGCCGCCAUUGUGACAGUGGACAAGGGUAACGGCAACUUGGACGCAUUUUAUUUUUACUUCUUUGCCUUCAACCGAGGCAACACUGUCUUGGGACAGGAAUUUGGAAGCCAUGUUGGAGAUUGGGAGCACAAUAUGAUCCGUUUUCAAAAUGGAGUGCCACAAGCCGUCUACUUUUCUCAGCACGCUUCUUCGCAGUCAUUCACGUACAAAGCGGUGGAGAAGAAUGGCAUCAGGCCUGUUGCCUAUAUUUCAGAGGGGUCACAUGCUGUAUAUGCGACGACUGGCACUCAUGACCAUACAAUACCGAGACUAAACCUUCCAGGCGGCCUGGUCGAGGAUCAUUGCGAUCGCGGCAAAUUAUGGGAUCCCGUACUGAGCACAUACUCGUACCGAUAUGACCGCGUCUCUCAGAAGUUCUCCCCGUAUGAUCCGGGCUUCCCGGUUAACUGGCUCUAUUUUCUUGGACGAUGGGGAGAUGACGCGCCGCCCAAAGGCUCAGAGGGCCAAUUUGAGAUUUUUGGACAGAAGAGGUAUGUUGGAGGACCGACAGGACCGAUGGAUAAGCGGUUGGAUCGCGAGAACAUGAGUGGUGUCAAGAACGACAAUUGGGUACGACCUUUCCUAACUCCAUGA